Molecule: messenger RNA, 357 nt
Organism: Magnolia sinica
Lineage: Eukaryota; Viridiplantae; Streptophyta; Magnoliopsida; Magnoliales; Magnoliaceae
Exons: 1
Coding region: 1-357 (118 amino acids)
Source: RefSeq, a predicted model, not a curated record
AUGGGAAAUUGUCUGAGAUACCAAUCUUCCAUGACAUGGGCCGGCAACGAUUUGGAGUCAAAAAGCUCCAAUAUGAUCUUUGAGCAUGACACUCAUGAUGGGAUCUGUCAUGAUAGGGUCCAAAAUGAUAUGGAGAUGGAAGAGGAGAGGUCGAUAAGUAAGAACAAGACAGUUUCUUCCACAGAAGUAAAGAUCAAGGUUACCAAGAGGCAAUUAGAAGAACUGCUAGCAAGAUUCGACAUCCAAGGGAUGUCCGUCGAGCAAGUAUUGACCCAGUUGAUGAAUGGAGGUGGUGAUUGCCAUGCAAGACACCAGUCGUGGCGGCCUACUCUUCAGAGUAUUCCAGAGGUGAAUUGA